GCGCGCCGAGCGGACUUCCCUUCGUUCGACGAACGCGCACCGCGUACAUUCUCAGCAUAAAAAUAAUUCUAAUGCGCGCCUGCGUACUUCAACCCAUUUAUAAUUAUUAGUAAAUCCCAGUGCGGGCGCAUGACUGUCGCGCUUAGCUGUCGCUCGCGAAACAAAGUUUUGAACGAUUGUGAACCUAUUCAGAGCCCAGUUAACAAGCCCUUGUGAAAGCCGAAACUAAAUCCCUAACGUCAAUGUGUCUACGUAAUACAUUACGUCAACGUUAGCACCCACGCUAAACAUACCGGCGCAGACGUGUACUUUAUACGUUAACACAUCGUGCUUGUGUUUGUGCAUUGUAUAUAAACGUUUCUUAUCAGUUAUUAAAGUACUGGUGUGAGUAUAUCGAUAUGCCCGAUAAAAAUAAAAAGCGCAAGAACAAUAAAAAUAAAAGGAAGAACAAAGGGCAGCAGCAACCGAGUAAUAAUAAUACACGUAUUUCAACUGUAACAUGUGACCAGCGACCGGAAGGUAUUAAAAAAAGUGAUUGUUCGGCAAUAACAAGAAAUGAAAUCACGGAAUCGCAAGAAAAACUUGUUGGUGAAACUGGUACUCCUGCAGUGACAACAAGCGUUGAUUCUGAAAUCUCAACUGACUUAAAACAACUACCAAAAAAAAUCGAAUCUUCUAGUGCCAUACCACCCUCUCAGUCAACGUCAGCUGCAGGCAUAAUAACUAAAGAAAAUACUCAAUUAUUCGAAGGUUAUACAGUGGAAUCUCCAGAAAAAACUAUAAAAUCAAUACCAAAAUUGCGAAGUGAUGUAAAAAGUAAAAGUGCUGAUAAUGAUGAUCGACCUAUUAUUGUAGAAAUUGUUGAAGGUCUUGAUAAAAAUGACAUAAGCAGCUCCUUAGCAGACUCAAGUAAUAUAAUUAUCAGCGAAUUUGAGCCUGAGGUAGAAUGGGAAAACACAUGUGAUAUAAAAAAAUUUAGCUACAUCGAAGAAGAAAAUGUAGCUCCAGGAGUAUUAUCUAUAAUAACUCUACCACUUAACGUAGCAGAAUGUGAAGAGAUUAAAUCUAUGAGCCCCGAAGAAGAGAAAUCUUUAAGACAAUAUUUAAAUACAUUAAAUUUAUCUUCAAAUACAGGAGCUUGUAAAGAAUUGGAAAUUAAACCAGAAAUAGAGCAGCAAGUGAAUCAUGAUAUAAAACAACGUUUACGCAAGAAACAACAGACUGAAGAAAUUUAUAGUUCUAUGACAGGACCUGCGAGAUCUUUACAUGUAAUUGAUGAAGAAGCAAGCGGGGAAUCUUCAUCAGUUUCGCGUCGUCAUUCUUACCUUAUUGACAAAAAAAGUGAAGAUGAAGAGUUAGACGAUGAUGUUUUCUAUGCAACAAAUGAAACAAAACCAGAAAUCAAGUUUAGAAAGGGGCGCAAAUCGAAUAAUUUAAUAAGUCAAGAAUGCAUACGUGUUGAUGCUCAACUUAAGAAUCCAGAGAUAACUGAAGCAAGAGGUUCCUGGACGACGUCGACUGUUGAAAAAAUUACAGGAGCUGAAAUUGUAUAUCUCACAGACUCAUCUAGCAGCACUAGUUCUCUUUAUGAUAAUAAUGAAAUUGAAGAAAAAAAUGACGAUAGUGAUGUAUCUGUGCGUAUUAUAACACCUACGAUUGAAGUCGUUGAUACCGAUAAAUUCUUAAAAAAUGAUUACAAUUUUAACGUUGUCAAGUCACAAGUUGAACAUAAAAUAAACAAUAACAGCUUAGAAGAUGAUAAUGAGAAGGCGAACCAGAAAUUUGACAAUUAUUAUUCUGAAAACGAACGAAAUGAUAAAAAUAUUUCUAAAGAUAAUCACGAGAUUCUUGUUUUAUCAACAGAUAAUAUAAAUACUAAUCUAUUCGUAAAAGAUGUAGAAAAGCCUAUUACUGAAACACUGACUCCAUCGUUGGAUACGAAAAAAGUGGUAGAUAAUUAUGAUCUUGAAAUAAAAGUUUUGAAAUGUGAACUAAACGAUGCUAUAAAUAAUUUAAUAAAUGAAGUAGUUUCAGAAACAGAUGCAACGCAAGAAUAUCACAAUGAUUCAUUGGAACGGCAAGACUCAUCUAGCAGCGUUGGCUCUUCUCAAUGUACUGCAAAGUAUAAUCCUAAGUGUUCUUCACUAAAUGAUAUUUCUAUGGCUGAAUUUGAUGAAAAUGAUAAAAGUAAUGAAUCCUUAACACACUCAAGUGAAAAUAAAAGUCACGUUAAAGAUGUCAUAAUAAAUGUUCAAAAUAUAAAUCGCCAUAAUAUUACGUAUAAUAGAGCCAUAGAAACCCCAAGUCUGCGAGAUAUGUGUUUGGAAAAAAUUUGUAACUUGCCAUAUGGUGAACAGAUAUUAGAAGAAUUAGCUAGUGUAUCACAACGAUUGCAAACGCUAAGUGACCACGCUGCUCCCAUUGGUUUAUCAAGAAUCACAACUUUUAAGGAUAUCAAUAGUGUAAAACAAAACGGAUCUAGUGUCAACACUAUACCACGUGAUAAAAUUGUAACGCCUCCUGCUGUACAACCUCGCAAAUCUUCGUUAAAAAUUAAUCAAGACGAUGCAUUAAAAAAUAAUUCUAUAAAAUCAGAGAGUAAGCGAUAUAACUGUCUAUCUCCUUCGCAAAAAAUGUUAAUGGAGACAACAAAUUCAUUAUCACAUCUUAAAAAUACAAACACAUCCGAACAAAAAGAAAACGUAAUAAACAAAAUCGAAUUGUCUAAUCCAAUUGAUGUGCCAUUUAAAUCUCAAACUGGAAGUCGUUUAUUAGCAUUACUUCGCAACCCAUUAGUGACUACCAAUUCACAGAAACCAAAAUCAAAUUUUGAUAAUAAUUCUAAUAUAGAUGAGACACAUACAAGUCAAGGCCAUAUAAUGAGAGUUGGUAGAGAAUUCCCUGUUAAACCAAGAAGUGAACAAAGUAUACAUAGCCCCUCAAAUAAUUUUAAGCCUAUACCACCGCCAAAGCCGAGAAAAUAUUCAUCAUCUUUGUACGAAAGUGAUGAGUCAUCAGAUUUUCUUGAUAAUUCUUUUAAGUCAGUGAAAAACCAUAAAAAAUAUUUUCACUUCUCGACCGGUAACUUAAGUCAAGAGAUAGAAGAUGAUAUUUCCUCUAUUCAAAAUAUGCACAGACAUUAUAAUGACAGGUUUAGGCAAGCGAGAGCAGAUCUACAUCCAAGACGUCCAUCUUUGCCUAAAGAUUUAUGUGAUCAACAAAUGGAAUAUAUUCGCCGAAAAGAAAAAGAAGUUGAAGCAGAGAUUUGUCGACUAGAAAGGGAACGAAUUAAUACACCUCAAAAAAGAGGACCUAGAGCUCCUAUGUUAAAUGAAGAGUUUGAAAGUGAAUCUUAUAAGUCAUUUAAUCGUAUUAGAAAUAGCCAAAGUCACGGGGUUUUACCGGCGCUUAUUUCACCAAGUCCCGGAAAAUUGUCAUCAGUGUUUAGUAAAAGCCAAGAAGAAUUAUUAAGAAAUAAAAUGUAUACUGAAUAUCUUAGCCAAAUGGCAGAACGCGAGGAAAGAAAACAAAAGAAGAUUAUAAAAAUAACCAAAACACCGUGCUCAAGUAAUAAUACGUAUUCUAAGAGCUCAUCGGAAUUAACAACUUUCGAUUCAAAAGUUAACAAUCGCAUUGAAAAAGAAUUUAUUGACCGAGCCAAGGAUAGGUGGAAUAAGUUGGGCUUUAAGGAUCCAGAAACGGAAGAUGAAUAUGAUAGAAACGCUUAUAAAGAACCAAAAGUGAUUGAACAUAAAAUAAAAGUGAUCGAUUCUGGUGAAGAAAAAGACGUUCAAAAAUUACCAAAUCAUUUACAAGACUUUGUGAAGUUUAGAGCGAAAGACAAAAGUGUUAAAAGUGAGAGUCCUGAGACCGUCAUGAUUGCGCCGACGUUCAAAGCGCGCUCUACCUCCCCAGCGAUUUGGACGCCCGGGGCGCAGCCACCGGUGGGCGACAGCGGGUCCAGCGCUGCCACGCCGCCCGUACCGCCCCCACCGCCCCCACCGCCUGUCUGGACCCCAAACAGCGCCACAGCAUCGCCCCAAACACCGCACAAAACUUUCCGCCCAGUACACUUCGAGGAGUCACCACCAGCCCGCAGAAAAUUUGAAAAUAAAGAACCGAACGGUUGCAUGAAUGGUUCUGAGGGUGAGAGUCGUCUUCGAACGUCGCACAGCGCUCCUGUGACCGGCUUCAACUCCCUGGGAAACAAGUUGCCUAAAGCACCGAAUCCUACUGUCACCUUACUUCAAAAGGCUCGAGAAGGACAGCUAUCACGAGCCAGUCAGCAAGCACAAGGUGAUAGUAAUUCGCGUCUUCCACGCGACAGACCUUCACCACCUUUUGGCGACCCUAUUCACGCAUUACGUCGUGGUUACGUGAGUGAAGGGGAAGGCGAAAGGCGAGAGCGGAAUAGCGCAACAAAAAUGGCGGAGACGCAGAAAAAAAUCGAAGGAAUAGGACCAAUCACAAACGACGGCAUGCCUGUUACAUUGAGAUCGGAAGUCAAAGACCCCUCAAGAUGGUACAAGAAGAUGUACGACACAAUACACAAAAAUAAAUACGACAACGAUUAUGUGACGAUACGAUACAAAAGCCGUAGAGACGAACCACAGAGAGUGAGCAGCAGUAAAUCCCAGUACGCGUACUUCGACCCACGUUCAGGGUAUCUGAGUGAACCGGAGGGCGGUCUAAGUAGGCUUACGUCCGGCACGUGGAGUGACGCGUACGAUAGUGACGUCACAUCCGGUCCACGCCGCCGUACCGCAUCCGUACAGGAAGACAGAAGGAACGAUGUCACUUCACCGUAUAUGGCUAAUAAUAAGUAUAGUACAUUAGCAUCAACGAGAGCGAGUCAAGAGGUAUACAAGUCGCAACCGGGAAAAAUUGAGAACUACACGCCCGGUAAAUCUUCAGUAGUUGACAAGGAAGCCAAACAGUGGUGGGACGAGGUCAUGGACAUAUUUGAUGGGUGGCUAGACGACAACUCCCCUCUACCGCCUUAUUCGACAUUGCUGGCUCGCGCCAUACAAAAGAAUCAAAACAUGUCCAGUACCACGAUGAGUACCACUUCGCUACCAAAGGAGAAGAAAGACAUCACAUCUGCUAUUCUAUCGAAGUCUAAUAUGGCAAGGGCUUUGAAAGAGUCUGGUUACGAAUCAGAUUCGACGUUGGUGUUCAAACGACGUGAAGACACAGAAGCCCCGCUAUCACCAGCGGAACGCCGCGCUGCGUACAGAGAUCUUCAAGCAGGGGGAGAACCCCCACUAAGGGGCUUCAGAUCACCUGCCCCACCUAGAACGGAGGAAUCAGAAAUCGAAUACAUUCCAAUAUCUUCUACGUUAACGAAAAUAAGAAUACACAAAAAGUCACCAAGUCUUCAUGAAGUUAUAUGUUAUCCCGUUACAAGAAUAGAAACAGAUCAAAGGACAACGUCGAAAGGAGCGAGGGAUGUCCUAUUGCCACCUCCUCCACCACGCAGAGUGUCAUCAAGAAGUAGUCGUACUCUUCAACUGGUAACCAUAUCGAAACCUAAAUCAGUAUCACCAAAACGGGUAACAAUGACAUCUAACGUGGAUUUAAUAAAAGAGAAAAUAAGUAGCAAAUUGAAUAGACAAAAUACACAUUUGAUUCUUAAAAGCUCAGAAAACACUUCAAUAGUGAAUACUACGCGAAGAAAUACUUCGAAUUCCGCACCGCCUGCGUUAAUUAGACAUAAAAGCACGUCCUUACCAACAUGCAAGGAAAAAAAUAAAGUAGUCGGUGUAAAACACUUCGGUACUAGUAGUUUUGGUUCUCCGAGAAAAACAAUACAGCCAACAGAAUAUUCGACUUCAUCACGUUGCAAAUAUGGAACAUCUCCAACAUCAAUCAUGAUAGAAGGAGGUGCAGGAAGGAAAACUCCUAUAACAAACAUAUUGGAUAAAGUAACGCCUAUUGACAAACUUUGGGGAUCACAGAAACGGAAUGAACAAAUAGAUUUAACAAAAUUGAAAGGUACUGGUAAACGCGACAAAAAUAAGCAAUUAAAAAUCUCAACUAAUAAGCCAUCAAGCAAAUCAUCAACACUUUCGGCCGUAACACAUAGAAGCCGUGAUAUGGUUCGUACCUCCGAAAAAGUACAGAAGUUAAAAUCAUAUGCUCAAUCAACGCCAUGCUUAGUAAACAAAAGAGACGAUAGGCAAAUUAAAACAAAUAUUAAAACUCUUGAGAAUGUAUCAAAGUCGUCGUCAAAUAUUUGUAACAAUUUCAAAAAGGCUAAUAUUAUAAAGACGAAUGAAAUUACAAACAAAUCGAAUAAGAAAUCAUUAGAAACUAUUUUUAUCAAACCAAAAGGAUCUCCAAGCCACGAGCAAUGUAAUAAAAAUAAACCAAAAGUACAAAAGGUACUUCAAAUGACAAACAAAAAUAUUGGACAUAAGAAAAAGAAUGGAGAUAGUAUUAUCAAUGAAAAGUGUAGUAGUCAAUUUGGAGAUGAUUUAAAUGAAAUUCGUCCCGAAGAAAAUUUAUCUCAGAAAUACUUGCAUGUAAAAGAAAUCAAAGCCGGUCGUGACGCUCUAAUGUCAGACUCUUUUUUUCAACACCUAUUUUUUCAGAAUGCUCAGCCUAUGCCUGUUUCAUCAGUUUCAGAUUCAUGUCAUCUUAACACUGUAAAAGAAAAGGCUCGAAUGUUUCAAUCUAAUUUAUGUACUGGAGUAUAUUACACUCCAAGUGCGUUAAAUACAUAUUUGAUACAUCGCAAACCUGUGUCUCUUUCACGAUUUAAAAUGUGGGAUAAAAAUGAUAGCCAUUCAAGCAUACCGAGCCCAAGAUCUAUAUCAUGGCCCGGUCGAAUGGAUGGAAAAAUAAAAAAAUUUGACAGUUUGUCAAAGGCUCAGGAUGAUUAUGGAUCUUCCGUGUCACUAUCUACUAUUCGCAGUAAUAGUGAACCGCCUAUAAAUAAAUUAUAUUUUUCUCAAACAUCAAGACCUAAGUCACCAGUUAUAAUAUUUCACAAAAAUCCAGAUGACAAAGAUCCAAAAAGCAUCGAUAUCUGUAGUUUACCCUCAACAGUACACGAACAGACACGUCAAGCAUAUAAAUCUAAACAAUGUCCAAAAUUAAAAGCUUCACAUAGUUUCCACACAGUCAAUGCCACUCCUGUUCGUUUAAUUUUAAAAUCGGAAGAUCUAAGCAUAAAUUAUCCACCAACUCUUUUUUUCUCACAAACUUCCCGACCAAUAUCACCAAAAGUUUUAAAAAAACCUUCAACCCCUACUAGAAGCCAGUCAACGUCGCCAAUUUCUAUUAGAUCGCCGUCAUAUAGAAGAAUUAACAAUAUGAAAUCCCAACAUAAAGCCAACCUUACUGCAACAAGACCACAUAGUGUAGAUAGUGAAAAGAAACACGCGUUGCCUUCACUUCAGACGAGGUCUAAAAGUGAUUCAUUAUCUCAUUAUAGUGACCCAGAAUAUGAGGAAUAUAUACAGGAUAUUGAAAAUAAUAAAAAUAGAUCUGAGAGAUUUCGUGAGCUAAAUAGGUAUUACACUUAUUUAGAAAGGGUUGGAGAACUUGAAAAAGCCACUUCCAUUACCGACUUACGGCACAGAAAAAAAGAUGAAGAAAUUAUUGAUUUUGAUCGAUGGAAGAAAAUUCGAGCCAUUGAAAGAGCCGAAGAAGAACUUAAUAACUUAUACGAGAAGUUAAAAAUUGCACAAACGGAAAAAGAUUUUCUGUUUUACCCCAGAGAUAUUAAAGAUUUUCGUUGGAAAUAUGAGAAGGAAAGGGGUUUGAAAGUAAAAGAAAAGUCAGUUGAAGACCUUAAGGAUGAUUUGUUACAAAAAUCUUCGUUUUGUCCUCAAGAUUUAGAAUCGAAUCAAAAAAAAGAUGUCUACAAACCUUUAUGGAGGGGUAAAAGUGUAGCUGAAACGGCAUUCAGUAUCAAUAAGAAAAAUGAAUGUAAAGAUAUAAGUAACACAGCUUCUUUUAUGAAACCUUCACUUAGCAAAAAUACAGAUUUAUCUAUAGGGGAACUUCGUAAAAAGAUAGGAAUUGGAAAUCGUCUUUGGAGCAGCUUAUCAUUAGACCAAGUAAAUGCUUUAAAAAGUCAACUGAAUGCAAUUUAUAGUAAAGAAAUUGAAUCAAAAUCCCAAAAAGUAACUAACCAAUAUACAAUGGAGGUAAAAGAAAGUGAUAAAAAUUACAUUCCCAACUUACACGUUAGAUGUAACUCACUGUCAAGUACGCCUACGCAUGACAUUUUAAAAGAAUUAAACAAAUCCAAAUCGAUUGCUGCAAUAUGCCCAAUUCCAUCUGAAAAGGAUAUUAAAAAUAAUGUUAAUAAUACACAGAUGUCUCUCAGUGAAACCGAAAAGAAACAAAUUUCACAAACUCUAAGUAAAGAAGUAAUAAGACGAAUUAAUACAAAAAGUAAUUCUGAAGAGUAUUGUGAGAAAAAUAGCAAUGAAAACAUAGAUAUAUGUAAUCUUCUUGCUACUAAUAAAAGGCAUGUAGUUUAUGCAUCAGAUAAAGAAGAAUUGCCUUCUUCGGCUAGUGAAACGGAGACGGGUGGAUCUGAUAAAUCCAAUAAUACUGUAAUUUUUGUGACACCCAAAAAAGAAGUUCAAAAAAAGGUUGAGUAUUUUGAAUCUGUAAAAAAAUUACCUCAAACUCGUACACAAACGGGAAAUAGCAUCCCACCAAGUAAACCGAUAAUGAAGUCAUGUGAUAUGUCGUCUCCAGGUUAUGUAUCGCAAUCACAAUCAUGUACAAAUAUUAAGGAACUUUUUGGUGAAAGUGAUAAAAAUAAGUUUUUAUCUUUACCAUCGAAGCCUGACCUAUAUUCGAGAUCGCCUUCGCCUUACUCAGACGCGUACAUUUGCGAUAAACGAUCGCUUGACUCGCUACGUUUCUCCAGUGACGAGACAAUCUGGCGGAGUCGAAGCCCGUCGCCCGAACCGGAACGUUACUGGCGAGCCUUCCUUAAACUGGCGCGUGCCGGUGAAGUACGUCGCCUUGGUCGGCGGUUCGAUACAAUACCUGUCACCAGCGCAGUAAUACGCCGACAUCGCAGUGACCCAGAAAUAAACAACAUUGGUUUAAGAAAUUGUCUAUGUACUGGUAAAUCUGCGAAGCAUAGAGAAAGAUGUAAAACAUCAUACACAGUAGCACGCGUGCCGCUUAGAUCCACAAAUCGAUUUAUGCCUCAUAUUGAUAUAAUUUCAAAAUUAGCGGCUCUUAGGAGAAGGACUGCUCCAAGAUCGCGAUCAGCCGAAGAAGCGUUAGAAUGUCGACCUGGAGAAGUAGAACGAAUUCGAAAACGCUUCGAAGUAAUGUCAAUACUUGGGCAAAUAUAUUCAUCCGCUCCUGAUGUUAGUGAACUUAAAGAUAUAGCACCAUACUUGGAAGGGCCUUGGGUUGCGCAUAGGUAUCCAAAGCCAAGUGACAACAAUAGGUCGGUCUCCGAUACGAAAAAGUUUGUUCGAGGCCAAGUUUCCCCAGUUAAGAAGGAAAUUAAGAAACAAAUACCAAAAGCACCUUUAAAACUUAGCUCAAUCUUAAAAAGUGAUGGAAAUGAAGGGCAAGAAUUUAAUCCAUCAGCACACAGGCCAAUUAGCCGCUAUGAACCUCCCCGAUCGCCCGCCCGCCCUCCGCCAGCUGAAUGGCCUUACAAGUUAGCACCCUUCGUCACGCCAUCGCGACAUAACGUCAAAUUUGAAGAAACUGAUUCCACCCCGGAGCCACCACGAAGGAUGCCACAGAGCAGCUUCUCAGAUUCAGAAUCACCAAGCCGUCGUUAUGUCGAGAGCGAUGUAAAUAUCCACUAUCGCUGUCCAGUUCGACACGAUCCCUUGCCCUUGGUGCCCGAGAGAGAGUUGGCCCGUCAACAGGCAGAGCAUAUGAAACGGCUCUACCGAGAACAGAAGAGGAAUAAAUAUUUACAAGAGCUCCAAGAUAUGCAGAGUAGAAGGCAUCAAGAUAAUUUUAUGCCGUCUCAGAAGACGAUUGUGCCUCUUAAUCGCUAUGAUGAGGCUGAUCGAGUGGUAGCGAGGGCUUUGUAUACGUUCAAUGGCCAGACAGCGAGAGAACUUAGCUUCAGAAAAGGCGAUAUUAUUAAUGUGAGACGGCAAAUUGAUAACAAUUGGUACGAAGGUGAAUUUCACGGAAGGAUUGGAUUGUUUCCGUAUAACUAUGUUGAGUUACUAAAAGGCGAUGUAACCCAUUCUCCGAAGAAGCCGUUAAUCCUCGAAGGUCGGGCGAGGGCGAAAUUCGAUUUCACAGCACAAACAAAUCUCGAAUUGCCGCUCAAGAAAGGUGAAUUAGUGGUUCUUGCAAGGCGCAUAGACCACAACUGGUGGGAGGGCCGAGUGGGGAACAAGACGGGAAUAUUCCCGGACAGCUACGUCACAAUCCUGCAGGAACCCAGCCAGGGUAAGCCGGAACCACAACCGAUCCUAUCAACCGACAAGCCAGUAGCAUCACCAGCAGCCCACGGCGUGGUGAACGGAGAUAAGCGAAGUCUUGGGGCUCACACUUACACCCCCCAACACAACAGCGCAGCACUGGCCAACGCCCCACCAGCCACUGAACCACUCAUUGGUUAUCCCGCAAAAGGGCACUCAUCGCCAGCUGACCGUGGAUUAAAUGCGAGUGUAAACCUCAAUAACACAGAGCCUCUUUAUGUCGAUACGAACGCUGAAGCUGUCCCAUAUCGUGCAAUGUACAAAUACCGACCCCAGAACCCUGACGAACUAGAGUUAAAUGAAGGUGAUACUGUAUAUGUAUUGGAGAAAUGUGAUGAUGGCUGGUACGUCGGCUCCAGUCAACGGACUGGACGGUUUGGGACUUUCCCAGGUAACUACGUGGAGCGCAUUUGAUAGCGGCCGACCUCGCUGCUUCGGCGGCUGCGACGCGCUACGCUUUGUACGCGCAAACUGAGAUAAACUCUUGUAACGCCAUAUCAUUAAGUAAAAAAAAACCUUUUAAUCCUUAUUAACGACGUCACAGUCGUAAUGGCGGCAUGUGUCAGUAUAUUGACAUUUGACAUUGAUAUAUGAUAAACUAUUUAAUGAUCAUGAGUGACAGUCUCAUAGCGUGUACAAAAUUAUUGAAAUAAUACAUUGUUUAUUAUUUGUCUGUUACAAGAUGUUUUAUAGUACUGUUACCAAAAUCAACCCAUGACUUUGUUAUUUAUCUAUUUAAUUUCGCCAUUAAGAACCUAACACAGCACAAUAAUUUAGGAAAUCGUUGUAAGUAUCAGUUUGAAAUCAUACCAUUUAUUUCCAAAGUUGUUUUAUUAUUUCCAAAGAGUUUGACUAUUGAAUAAUUAUGGUUAAAAUGUAUAAUUGUACAAAAUAACAUGAGACGUGUGUUAGAUAUAAUAAUUUAUUAUGAGCUCAUCUUUUAAAAUGUUUUUUAAAAGAGCGUAGCUGGGCGUGGUUAAUCUAUACUAACUAUAACAAAUUUUGCGCACAGACUGCCUUAGUCGCGAAUAAAGAAAAAGAUUUACGAAAUUCGAACUUUAAUAUCCUUUAAGUUGGACAUUUUGUUAAAUUGGCGUCACAAUUGGCUUUUCUUCUUCGACUAAAAAUAUUCUAACAAAUGUUUAAUUUAUAAAUUAUUGUAUAUAAAGUUUGUUUGUGUUGGUUACCAUAAAACCAUACAAUACUCAAUAUAUUCGUUAGUUAUAGGGCGAGUAACAUGGCGACGUUUGACAAUACAUUAUGAUAUCGUAAUUUUAUGGAAAUAAAUGUCUAUGUAUUUUAUAUGUAAGAGCUUGUAAUAUUUUACGCAGAUAUACAAUAUGAACCUAGUCGACUUAUGCCUAAUUGUAUUAAUAUUUAAAUCCUCAAAUUACUUAUAUAUUUUAUCGAACUUCCAAUGAUUAAAAACCUUUCUCGCCCUAUGUAGAAUCUUAGAUGUCUUAGUUCUUAACCCUAUAGUUGUUGUUCUCAUGUUAAUUUAUUUUAGUAGCACAAAUGUUUUAUUUGUUGUUGACACCUCUGUAUAUCGUCAUUAACGGCUAUUGUUUCAUAAACGACACAUCUAAUAAAUAUAAUCUUUCUA
This is a messenger RNA of Pieris rapae (cabbage white), 12042 nucleotides long. RefSeq names its product sorbin and SH3 domain-containing protein 1 (gene CAP). Lineage: Eukaryota; Metazoa; Arthropoda; Insecta; Lepidoptera; Pieridae. Bases 399 to 10853 code for a protein of 3484 amino acids. The record is from RefSeq and is a predicted model, not a curated record. The transcript is spliced from 23 exons. Gene Ontology annotation, molecular function: protein binding.